AUGGAGAAACAAAGAAAAAGCCAUGCACCACACAUUUUAGUGUUACCAUAUCCAUUACAAGGCCACAUAAACCCUAUGCUUCAAUUCUCCAAACGUUUGAUCCAAAAUGGAGCAAAAGUAACACUAGUAAACACAAUUUCCAUUUGGAACAAAAUCAACAACAACAUAGAUCUAAACUCCUUUGAAAUCGAAAGCAUCUCAGAUGGUUAUGAUAAUGGUGGACUUUCAUCUGCAGAAAGCAUGGAAUCUUACAAAGAAACAUUCUGGAAAGUUGGACCAAAAACUCUUUCUCAGCUUCUUGAUAAACUUCAAAGUUCAAAUAAACCCGUUGAUUGUGUUGUCUACGAUGCUUUCUUACAUUGGACUUUUGAUGUUUCAAAGAGUUUUGGAAUCCCUGUUGCUGUUUUCUUAACUCAAGCUUGUUCGGUUAAUUCUAUCAAUUUUCAUGCUUUUAUGAAAUGGAUUGAGUUGCCGAUAUCGAAAAGUGAAAUUGUGUUACCUGGAUUGCCUAAGCUUGAAGCUUCUGAUUUGCCAUCUUUUUUGUACCAAUAUGGAACAUAUCCAGGCUACUUUGACAUUCUUACCAACCAAUUCUCAAAAAUUGAUCAAGCUGAUUGGGUUCUUGUCAACACAUUUUAUGAACUUGAGCCAAAGGUUGUGGAUUGGUUGGCGAAGAAAUGGCGUUUAAAGACAAUAGGACCAUGUGUUCCAUCUAUGUUUUUAGACAAAAGACUUCAAAAUGACAAAGAUUAUGGAAUAAGCAUUUUUGGUCCAAAUUCAGAAGCUUGCAUUAAAUGGUUAGAUAACAAACCUAAAAAUUCAGUUGUGUAUGUUUCUUUUGGAAGCUUGGCAGGUCUUAGUGAAGACCAAACAAAUGAAAUAGCUUAUGGAUUAAGAGAUUCUGGUGUGUAUUUCAUAUGGGUUAUUAGAGAUUCAGAAAAGCAUAAAAUUUCGAAGGAAUUUAUGGAAUUAUCAUUGGAAAAAGGUUUAAUUGUGAAUUGGUGUCCACAACUGCAAGUGUUGACACAUGAAGGUGUUGGUUGUUUUGUGACACAUUGUGGUUGGAAUUCAACAUUGGAAGCCUUGAGUGUUGGUGUUCCCGUGAUUGCAAUGCCACUUUGGACUGAUCAAAUCACAAAUGCUAAGCUUAUUGUUGAUGUGUGGAAAAUUGGAGUUAGAGCUGUUAAAGAUGAGAAAGAGGUUGUUAGAAGAGAAAUUCUUGAGGAUUGUGUGAAGAAAAUAAUGGAAACUGAAAAAAGAAAUGAAAUAAAGAAGAAUGCUAUGAAAUGGAAGAGUUUGGCUAAGAAUUCGGUUGACCAGGGUGGAAGUUCAGAUAAGAAUAUUGUUGAGUUUGUGAAAGGAUUAGCUCUCUAUCAAACUACAUAG
Molecule: messenger RNA, 1386 nt
Organism: Lathyrus sativus (Indian pea)
Lineage: Eukaryota; Viridiplantae; Streptophyta; Magnoliopsida; Fabales; Fabaceae
Source: the annotation of a GenBank genome assembly